CACCCUCUCACACCCUCUGGUCAUUCCCUCCCAAGCCUCUCCCUCCAUCCCUCAGUCCCUCUGUCUCUCCAUGUCCCUGGGCACCAUGGGGCCUGCCUUGGGCCCCAGUCUGCUGCUGCUGCUGCUGCUGACCAGCUUCCCCCUGGUGCUGGGGGAUCCCCUGUUCUCCGUGAUCACCCCCAACAUCCUGCGGCUGGGGAGCGACGAGACUGUGGUGCUGGAGGCCCACGACUGGAAAGAGAACAUUGGAGUCACGGUCACAGUCCACGACUUCCCGGCCAAGAAGCAAGUGCUGUCCAACGAGAGAACCCAGCUGAGCAGCGCCAAUGACUACCUGAGCACGGUCACCAUCAGGAUCCCCAACGACAAGGAUUUAAUAUCAGAGAAGGGAAAAAGUUUUGUGACUGUCCAGGCGGCCUUUGGGGCCACCGUGGUGGAAAAGGUGGUGCUGGUCAGCCCUCAGAGCGGGUAUCUCUUCAUCCAGACAGACAAGACCAUCUACACCCCCGGCUCCACAGUCCACUAUCGGAUCUUCACCGUGGACAACAACCUGCUGCCUGUGGGUCGGAGUGUUAUCAUCGUCAUCCAGACCCCAGACGGUGUCCCCAUCAAGCGGGACGUCUUAUCUUCUGUAAACCAGGCUGGCAUCUUGUCACAGUCUUGGAACAUCCCGGAGCUGGUCAACAUGGGGCAGUGGAAGAUCCAGGUCCACUACGAAGAUGCCCCGCAGCAAGUCUUCUCUUCUGAGUUCGAGGUGAAGGAAUACGUGCUGCCCAGUUUUGAGGUUCACCUGGAGCCUGAAGAGAAAUUCUACUAUAUCGAUGACCCAAAGGGCGUGACGGUCACCAUCACGGCCAGGUUCUUGUACGGGAAGAAUGUGGAUGGAGUAGCCUUCGUCAUCUUUGGGGUCCAGGACGGUGACCACAGGAUUUCUCUGGCCCAGUCCCUCAGACGCAUUAAGAUCGACGAUGGCACUGGGGAGGCCAAGCUGAGCCGAAAUGUCCUCCUAAAUGGGGUGGAACCCUCCCGACAAGAUGCCUUGGUGGGGAUGUCCUUGUACGUGUCGGUCACUGUUGUCUUGGACUCAGGCAGCGACAUGGUGGAGGCGGAGUACAGCGGGAUCCCCAUCGUGACCUCCCCCUACCAGAUCCACUUCACCAAGACGCCCAAGUUCUUCAAACCAGCCAUGCCCUUUGACCUCAUGGUGUUCGUGACAAACCCUGAUGGCUCCCCAGCCCACAGCGUCCCCGUGGAGAUCAAGGGUACCGAAGCCCGGACCUCGACGCGGAAUGAUGGUGUGGCCAUGCUGACCAUGAACACACCCAAGAACGUACAGCCCCUGGUCAUCACCGUACGCACGAAGAAGGACGGUAUCCCAGAGCCUCGACAGGCCACCAGGGAAAUGAAAGUCCAGCCCUACAACGCCAUGGGCAACUUCAAAAACUACCUGCAUCUCUCUGUGCCUCGCUCGGAGCUCAAGGCUGGGGAGACUCUCACUGUCAAUUUCCACCUGCGAGUGGACCCUAGCCAGGAGCAGUCCAUCACCUACUACACCUACCUGAUCAUGAACAAAGGGAAGAUUUUGACUGUGGGCCGCCAGAAGCGGCAACCUGGCCAGGACCUGGUCGUCAUGCCUCUGAUUACCACUCCGCAGUUCAUUCCUUCCUUCCGCCUGGUGGCUUAUUACACAGUCCCCGGCAGCAACGGCAAGAGGGAGGUGGUGGCCGAUUCUGUGUGGGUGGACGUCAAGGACUCCUGUGUGGGCACGCUGGUGGUGAAAGGUGUCAGGAAGGGCGAAAGGCCGUAUCAGCCUGGACAGCAGAUGAUGCUCAAGAUCGAGGGGGACCCGGGGGCCCGAGUGGGGCUUGUGGCAGUGGACAAGGGUGUGUUCGUGUUGAACAAGAAGAACAAGCUGACUCAGAGCAAGAUCUGGAACGUGGUGGAGAACGCGGACAUCGGCUGCACGGCGGGCAGCGGGCAGGACUACGCCGGGGUCUUCACGGACGCGGGGCUGGCCCUCAAGACCAACAAAGAGCUGCAGACCGCCCAGAGGACGACUCUCGAGUGCCCCAAGCCAGCCACCCGGCGCCGCCGCUCCGUCCAGCUCAUGGAGAAGAGGCUAGACAAAGCCGGCCAGUACCCGAAGGACGUGCGCAUGUGCUGCACGCAAGGCAUGCGGGACAACAUCAUGAAGUACCCCUGCGAGCGGAGGGCGCAGUUCAUCACCCACGAGGAGCAGGAGCGCUGCGUGAAGGCCUUCCUGGACUGCUGCCACUACAUCACCCAGCUGCGGCUCAACUACAGCCACGACGACCCCCUGGGACUGGCCAGGAGUGACAUGGAUGAGGAAAUUAUCCCGGAAGAGGAGAUCAUUUCCCGAAGCCAGUUCCCUGAGAGCUGGCUGUGGACCGUAGAGAGUCUCAAUGAACCCGAGAAAAAUGGAAUCUCCACGAAGACCAUGAGUGUGUUUUUGAAAGAUUCCAUCACCACUUGGGAGAUUCUGGCUGUGAGCUUGUCGAAGAACAAAGGGAUCUGCGUGGCUGACCCCUAUGAGGUCUCGGUGAUGCAAGACUUCUUCAUUGACCUGCGGCUACCCUACUCUGUCGUGCGUAACGAGCAGGUGGAGGUCCGAGCCGUGCUCUACAAUUACCAGGAAACGGUGAAACUCAAGGUCAGGGUGGAACUGCUCUACAAUCCAGCCUUCUGCAGCUUGGCCACGGCCAAGAAGCGCUACCUGCAGACUGUAGAAAUCCCACCCAAGUCCUCAGUCGCCGUGCCUUAUGUCAUUGUGCCUCUGAAGCUCGGCCUGCAUGAGGUGGAGGUCAAGGCUGCCGUCUACAACCAUUUAAUCAGCGAUGGUGUCAAGAAGACCUUGAAGGUCGUGCCGGAAGGAGUCAGAGUCAACCAGACUGUGGCUGUUCACACACUGAAUCCAGAAGAGAAAGGAGAAGGGGGAGAGCAGAAAGUGCACAUCCGUGCGGCAGACCUCAGUGACCAAGUCCCAGACACAGAUUUGGAGACCAGGAUCCUCCUGCAAGGGACCCCGGUGGCUCAGAUGGCAGAGGACGCCAUCGAUGGGGACCGUCUGAAGCACCUCAUCGUGACCCCAUCGGGCUGCGGGGAGCAAAACAUGAUCGGCAUGACACCUACCGUCAUCGCGGUGCAUUACCUGGACCAGACGGAGCAGUGGGAGAAGUUCAGCCUGGAGAAGCGGCAGGACGCCUUGGAGAUCAUCAAGAAGGGGUACACCCAGCAGCUGGCCUUCAGACAAGGCAACUCAGCCUUCGCGGCCUUCAAGGACCGGGCGUCCAGCACCUGGUUGACAGCCUACGUGGUCAAGGUCUUCUCUUUGGCCACCAACCUCAUCGCCAUCGAUGCCCAGGUCCUCUGUGGGGCAGUCAAAUGGCUGAUCAUGGAGAAGCAGAAGCCCGACGGGAUCUUCAACGAGGAUGGGCCAGUGAUUCACCAAGAGAUGAUUGGUGGCUCCCGGGAUUCUAAGGAGAAGGAGGUGUCCCUCACAGCCUUUGUCCUCAUUGCACUGAAAGAGGCUGAAGAUAUUUGCGAAGGACAGGUCAAUAGCCUGCCGGGCAGCAUCAAUAAGGCAGGACAGUAUCUUGAAGCCCACUAUGAGAACCUGCAGAGAUCCUAUUCUGUGGCCAUUGCUGGCUAUGCCCUCGCCCAGAUAGGCAAGCUGGAGGGAAACCUCCUCAGAAAAUUCCUGAGGACAGCCAAAGACAAGGAACGCUGGGAGGAGCCUAAUCAGAAGCUCUAUAGUGUGGAAGCCACAUCCUACGCCCUCUUGGCCCUGCUGCUGCUCAAAGACUUUGACUCCGUACCUCCUGUCGUGCGCUGGCUCAAUGAGCAGAGAUACUACGGAGGUGGCUAUGGCUCCACCCAGGCCACCUUCAUGGUAUUCCAAGCCUUGGCCCAAUACCAGAGGGAUGUCCCUCGCCACAAGGACUUGAACCUGGAGGUGUCCAUCAAACUGCCCAGCCGAAACAAUGAUAUCAAGCACCUCAUCCUCUGGGAGUCUGCUAGCCUCCUGCGGUCAGAAGAGACCAAGAAAAAUGAGAAUUUCGAAGUGAUAGCUAAAGGAAAAGGAGAAGGCACCUUGUCGGUGGUGACAAUGUACUAUGCCAAGCUCAAAAGCCAAGUCUCCUGCCAGAACUUUGACCUCAGGGUUAACAUUCAACGAGUCCCUGAUGAUGGUAAAGGCAAGAAACCUCAGGACGCCAAGAGCACCAUGCGCCUUGACAUCUGUACCAGGUACCUGGGACCAACGGAUGCUGCCAUGUCGAUCCUGGAUAUAUCCAUGAUGACUGGCUUUUCUCCUGACAUUGAUGACCUCAAUGAUUUGAGCGGCGGUGUCGAGAAAUACUUCUCUAAGUACGAGCUGGACAAUAAGCUGUCCAAUAAGAACACCCUCAUCCUCUACCUGGACAAGAUCCCGCAUGAGCGCGAGUUCUGUAUAUCCUUCAGAGUGCACCAGUACUUCAAUGUGGGGCUGGUCCAGCCUGGAUCAGUCAGGGUCUACUCUUAUUACAACCUAGAUGAGAACUGUGUCCGGUUCUACCACCCGGAGAAAGACGACGGCUUACUGAGCAAACUCUGCCACCAGGACUUGUGUCGCUGUGCUGAGGAGAACUGCUUCAUGCACCAAGCAGACAAGGUCACUGAGGCGCACCGGCUGGACAAGGCCUGCGAGCCGGGCGUGGACUACGUGUACAAGACCAGGCUCCUCAGGAAGGAGCCCUCGGAAGACUUUGACGACUACAUCAUGGUCAUCGACCAGAUCAUCAAAUCAGGCACUGAUGAGGUACGGGUUAACGAAGAACGCAGAUUCAUCAGCCACAUCAAGUGCAGAGAAGCCUUGAAGCUGAAGGAGGGGAAGCGCUACCUCAUGUGGGGCAUUUCCUCCGACCUGUGGGGAGAGAAACCCAACAUCAGCUACAUAAUCGGCAAAGACACGUGGGUCGAGCUGUGGCCCGAGGCUGAAGAAUGCCAGGACGAGGAGAAUGAGAAACAGUGCCAAGAGUUGGCCAACUUCGCGGAGGACAUGAUCGUCUACGGCUGUCCCAACUGACCCCUCCCCGCGUCCCCACAAUAAAGGCGCAGUCAUAUGCCGC
Molecule: messenger RNA, 5126 nt
Organism: Lutra lutra (Eurasian river otter)
Lineage: Eukaryota; Metazoa; Chordata; Mammalia; Carnivora; Mustelidae
Gene: C3
Product: complement C3
Exons: 41
Coding region: 71-5083 (1670 amino acids)
Biological process (GO): complement activation
Cellular component (GO): extracellular region
Molecular function (GO): protein binding; endopeptidase inhibitor activity
Source: RefSeq, a predicted model, not a curated record